Myzus persicae (green peach aphid) is the source of this 2082-nucleotide messenger RNA. Its product is annotated as KRAB-A domain-containing protein 2-like. Bases 451 to 2058 code for a protein of 535 amino acids. Gene Ontology annotation, molecular function: nucleic acid binding. Gene Ontology annotation, biological process: DNA integration. The record is from RefSeq and is a predicted model, not a curated record. NCBI's taxonomy places the organism in Eukaryota, Metazoa, Arthropoda, Insecta, Hemiptera, Aphididae. The transcript has 4 exons.
CACUUAGUGUAAUCGUAUUUUUCAUGAAAUGGAUAUCCAUUUCAUGAACAACGAUCAUAUCGUGUAAGUCAAAUUUUAGUUCAUGAAAUGGACAUAUAUUUUAUCCAUUUCAUGAAAUGGAAACUCUUAUUUUACACUUUGUGUAAUAUUUUUAAUUAAUUACAUCAAUAGGUAACUUUUUGUGAAAUCGAAAUAAUAACAUUGAUACGAGUACACGAAUCUAGUAUCUUUAAAUUGUAAGCAUUAAGAUACUAAAUAGGUAUUGUAGAACUUACUGUACUAUACUAAUAAGUAAUAUGUUAUCGACACCUGUUAUCGAUAAAUAAUCGCAUCAAUUGUAUGAGUGUAAUAGCACUCUGGAAAGUUUUUAUUUUUAUUUUUAUAUAGUACGUUCUCUGACUUGAUGCGAGCCGUAUAUUAACGUUCAUUACAAGGAAUACAAUUUAUAAAAUGGAAUUUGAUUCAUUUGCUGAAUAUUAUGAAAAAUUAAAUGCCUACUAUGUAGGCAAACCCGGGAAAAAACCACCCACCAAAAAUGAGGUUCAAUUAAUAAUUGAAGAAAUAUUAGCGGCCAAAAUAAAAAUUGGUAAAAAAGAGAGGCGAGAUUAUUAUCUUAUCAAAACAUAUGAUGUCCUGUGCGUUACAGAUCAAAAGUUUUUGAUUUAUAAAAAAACUGAUGAAGAUGAAGACAUAAGGUACGUUGUACCAUACGAAGAGUUGUACGAUCGUAUUAAGGAUUUUCACAUUAAAACGGGACAUGGUGGAAUUGUUAAAUUACGUAUGUCAAUGGGUCAUAAAUACAAAAUUCCAAGACCAGCAAUAGAAAAGUUUUUGUCUGUAUGUGCAAUAUGUAAUUCCAAGCAAGGAGCAAAUCGGAAACUAGUUAUCAAACCAAUUGUAACUAAAGAUUUCAAUGAAAGAGGCCAAGUCGAUUUAGUCGAUUUCCAGUCAACACCUGAUGGUAAAUAUAAAUGGAUCAUGAAUUAUCAGGACCACAAUACAAAAUUUUUAUUAUUGCAUCCUCUUGAAAGCAAACGAGCUAUAGAAGUGGCAAACAAAUUACUCACUAUUUUUCUUACAUUUGGAGCCCCUAAAAUACUUCAGAGUGAUAAUGGACGAGAAUUUGUUAACUCCAUUAUUAAGGAAUUAAAGGAUCUGUGGCCACAAUGUACGAUAGUCCACGGCCGACCACGUCAUCCCCAAAGUCAGGGAAGUGUUGAAAGAAGUAAUCAAGACAUUGAGAAUAUGAUUCGUGCUUGGAUGAAGGAUAACCAAUCUAAAAAAUGGUCGGUUGGAUUACAAUUUGUACAGUUUCAAAAAAAUUCGUCUUUCCAUCGAAUAAUAGGACGAUCGCCGUAUAAAGCAUUAUUUGGAUGUGACCCGAAAAUUGGAUUGUCAUCAUCAAAUAUUCCAUCAGAAAUAAUAAAAAAACUAACCACUGAAGAACAUCUUGAAGAAAUUUUAAAUAAUAUUCAACCAGAACAUGAAAAAGAACAGAUUACAUCAUAUUGUAGUAUUUGUAAUACAGAAAUGUUAACUGAGGUCGAAUUUGCCGGAACUAUUAUUUGUGAUUUAUGUAAAACUAGUGAAAAAAUAAACAAACAACGUCAACUUGGAUAUCAAGGACAAGAAAAAGCAGCUGAAAUCAUGUUAAAGGUCAGCCAAACAAGGGUUCCUGAUUUACAAAUUGGUGAUUGCGUCUUAAUAACAGUACCUAAAGUAGAUCGAGGACCGUCAGAUCCUGCCAAUGUAAUUGCAGUUAUUGUCAAUCAGAACGAACAUAAACUGCACCAACUCGGAACUCAGUAUGGCUUAGUAAAAGGGUGGUACAAUUCAGCAAGUUUAAAACCCGCGACAUCUAAUUUUUUAAAAAUUACCGAAGUUAAUAAUGAUAAAGAACUUACAUUACGGGAAACCGUUUCUCAUAUUUCUGGGGGACAAGGUUUUUUAAGUUGCAUUUGUAAACGCCAAUGUGAAUCAAAACGUUGUGCUUGUUUUAAAGCUUCGGUAAAAUGUAACAGUCGUUGCCAUAGCUCUAGUAUUUGUAAAAAUAAGUAAUAAUUUAUUAUUUAUAUAAAUAAU